Python bivittatus (Burmese python) is the source of this 1385-nucleotide messenger RNA. It is a transcript of the gene POLR1H, whose product is annotated as RNA polymerase I subunit H. NCBI's taxonomy places the organism in Eukaryota, Metazoa, Chordata, Lepidosauria, Squamata, Pythonidae. Gene Ontology annotation, molecular function: nucleic acid binding; zinc ion binding. The record is from RefSeq and is a predicted model, not a curated record. Gene Ontology annotation, cellular component: RNA polymerase I complex. Gene Ontology annotation, biological process: termination of RNA polymerase I transcription; DNA-templated transcription.
GUUAAAAUUUUCUUUAAUAAAAAUUAUAUUUUUAAAAAAGGACUAACUAAACAGAGUUCACAUAAUUGAAACAGUUACAUGCAGUAAUUCUUCCCCUAUUUACUCCAGUUCUAUCUCUCUGCUUUCUCUGUUGUAAGGUCAUAUGGAAAGAGAUCUGUCCUUAUUUAUUUGGUAAGAACCAGGCCCAAAAUUAAUGAAUUUAAUAUUAGAGCUGAAUGUUAAUCACAGAGGAAAGUUAGCAUCAGGUGUCCUUUGCCUUCAUCUUUUCCUGUAACCAAAAGACUAACCAAGACAUAGGUUGUAGCUCUUUGUAUGAGAAUGUCUUUCAAAAACGAUUUCAAUGUGCUGUAUUGCCAUUUUAAAAAAUUAUUAUACAUUUCUAUUAAUUAUUCUCUGCUUUGAGUUUUUUAAACAUUAAAAGGUAAUUUUUGUAAAUAAAUAGCAUUUGGGAUAAUGAAUGAUUGAUCAGGGAAAAUGGCUUUCUGUGUAGGAUGGAAAUAGACCAGCUUGCCAACCAGCAAAAGAACAUCAGACACUGCAAGUGGCCCUCAAAACAUUUGUUCUUAAAGUAGGGGACGAGUAAUUAUUCUGGAAUCACCUUUUGAUUUUUAUGAUCAUGAGUAUGGAUUCUUUCCCAUGCAGCCCCUGUCUUCCUUCAUAAUUAUGGAGCAAGGAGGUUCCUGCUUUGAGUCAGAACUUGAUUUUUGUCCUGAGUGUGGUACUGUCCUGCCCCUGCCAGGUAUCCAGGAUAAGGUGGUAUGUCCCUGUUGCUCUUUCUACAUUGAUGUACAAGAUUUUGAAAAAAAAGUCAUCCAUACAUCUGUCACAUUCAACAAAAUAGAUUCCACUUCUUUGACUGCAGAGGAAGGAAAAGAAGUUAAGGGUCCACUGAUUGACAGAAGAUGUCCUCAGUGUGGGCAUGAGGGCAUGGCAUACCAUACUCGACAGAUGAGAUCUGCAGAUGAAGGACAGACGGUUUUCUACACCUGCGUCCAAUGCAAGUUUCAAGAGAAGGAAGAUUCUUAAACAUGUUUGCCUAAAUGUGUGAGUGACAUUACCAAAAAAAAGACUCCGCUUGUGCUAGAGAAUCAUUUCUGGAAUUUUAUGAAGAGACUAUAACAUUCUUACGUGCUUAGAAGCAUCCUUGUUUAAGCUGGAUGACUGGCGGAUGGUGACAGGUUGCACACUUCAACUGAAAAUAGAAACAAUAGCAAAAACAGAACCUGAAAAAAUGGCCUUGCAGAACUUCAAAUCUGCUUUACCUCAACUCUGUCUUGGUCAGUGAAAGGAAAGAACAGUGAUCAUAGUAUGUGCUGAUGUUGCAAGUCUCUUUAUUGCUGCUGUUAUGUGUAUUUAUUUUCCUAUAAACUCAUGUUUUUAUUGAA